Messenger RNA from Linum trigynum, 2697 nucleotides. The record is from the annotation of a GenBank genome assembly. NCBI's taxonomy places the organism in Eukaryota, Viridiplantae, Streptophyta, Magnoliopsida, Malpighiales, Linaceae.
ACAAUUCCUUUAGUGUAAGCUACACGAUAAUAUGUCGGACAGGCAAUCAGUUUCACUAAAAUAUACCAGUCCCAUCCCCAAGGGAACUAACCUGUGACAAUAACCAUUUUCUGAACAAUGACGAAUUUCUCCGGCUUCUCCCUGAUCCACAUUGACCUGAACCCGGCGCUGGAAUACUUGAUCAAGAAUUUCUCCGUCAAGAAUGGAGCAAUAGCAGCCGCUGCGGGGAGCCCUCUGCUCAUCGCCGGCACCAUCUGCAUAGCCUGGGCCUACGGCCACCGUGCGUGGCGAAUGAGAAAAGAACCUCCGGCGGUUGCGGCGCCCGUCUUCACGCGGUCAAUCUCCCUGGGUGCUUUACACGGCGGCAGAGUCGCGCUAGAGAGGCUGCUUGAUUACCACACCAUCCGGGCCGAUGCCGCCGCUCUUGAAGCUGCCGAAGAUGAGUUGAGGGCCCAAAUCGUUGAGCCCAAGCCCCAUUUCAAGAAGCUCCAGAGCGCAGUUGCGAAAUUUGAGAUGAGUGGUAAGGAAGCGGUGGCGAUUGCGAUCCUAGAGAAGGAGCUGGAAAGAGCCAAGUUUUAUAGACGGUCGCACGAGCUUUAUGAAAUCGAGAUGUUGCUCGUUGAACUGUACAUCUACAAGGGAGAUCUCAAGAAAGCUUUAGCUUGCGAUUGCUUAACCCACACGGAAAUUUCUGAUGCUCGACGCCCGCUUUACAAGGCGGUCAUUUAUAUCAUGUUGGGAAACAACGUGGAAGCCCGGCGGUUGUGGGAAGAAUUUAGGAGCAUUCGGUCGGAAUUUGAGUUCCCGCCGGGGAACGAGGACGAAGUCCGGCUGGUGAAUGAAGUGAUCGAAGAUUUCAGCCAGUUUGAGAAAGUGGUGAAGUUGGUCCAGAAGGACAUCCAGGCGGCACAAGCACGAAGAUCCUAGGAGAUCGAACGAUCCAGCUGGGUGUAUGUAUAUAUAUGCUUUGAUGUAUGAUGCACUAUUGUAUCUAUCCCUAGUUCUUCUUUUCUUUAUCAGUGUGGCGUUCUAUAUAUGUACCUAUUGUCUAGUCUACCCUUUGAUCAUGUCUAUCAAAUACUUAACUGGCGUUCUAUAUAUGUAACUUUUUUUUAAUCCAUGCAAAGAAAUUAACAUGAAUUAAAAAAAAUAAUACUGGCGGUUUUGGUGAUAAAAGUGAAAAUAUCGGUGUUUUUUUAAACAAAAUAUUAUCAUAUUGAUUUAUAGAAAGAUCAGAGAUUACACCUUGUACCGUAUUCAGGACACAAAAAUCAAAGAUACGACACGAGGUCGGAGGCAAAGAAAGGGCUUUCCGAGCCAUAAGGUGGGUCACCUUAUUGCAAAUUCGACCUACAAAUCGCACAUGAAAACUACUAUGAAGAGCCAACAUAUGGAGAAUUUCCUUAAUAAUAACCCCAACACGACUAUCCCGUGCAUCUUUGGCAUUAAUUUUGUCAAUGAGCACCUUAACAUCACCUUCAAAUUGAACCUGAGCAAGUCCAAAGUCCGGACACCACUAAUAACUUUCAUGGAGGACAAUUGUCUCAACCAUAAGGGUCAUCCAUAUUCACGAAAAACAACCAUAUUCCUAUGCAUAACCUUGUGGUGAGUGUACGUGGGCACCGGGUCGUGCCGCCCACGGGUUAGCACGGCACGACACGAGCACGGACACGAAAUAAAUGGGCCAGCCCAGCACGAGCACGAAUAAUUUAUGGGCCGUGCUGGGCCUUAACUUCAUGGGCACGGGCACGACACGAUAUAUAAGUGGGUCGUGUCAGGCUUUAUAUUUUUGAGACUUUAUUGAGUAUAAAACGGACAUGGCACGAAAAUAAUAUUUAUUUGAUAGAAAAUAAAUAUAAAAAGAAUUAUAGGUUCAAAUAUUACAAAACACAAGUAGAAAAAUAAUUAUUUGUUGUUGUUAGAAGUGUCAUAAAGAUAUAAACGUAAUUACAAACAUAAGUAAAAAUGGACAAAGAAUUAAACAAAGCUAUUAUCGGUUAAUACUAUCUUUCUCCGUCCAAUUUUUACCCUAUUUUUUCAUUCUCUCUUUUGUUUUCGUCAUUCUCAUUAAACACGAAUACGAGCAUGGCACGAGCAUGAAUAGGCACGACACGAUUCGAACCGUGCCUGGGCCUGAGCCGGGCCUAGCAAAAUUAACAAAUGGGCUUGCAUGGCACGACACGAAAACUGACGGGCCGUGCCAAGCACGACACAAAAUAAAUGGGCCCGAACGUGCCCGUGAUGUCCCCGCCCAAGCACAGCCCAACGCCCAUGUACAGUGGUGAGAAAACUUUUAAUUUUCUCCCCUUAAUCUUUAACAGACGAUUUCUCACUCGUAGGAGUAUACAUUAUGGACCACAAGAUACCACCAUAUACGAGUGUAGUAUUGGGUGGUAUUGUGUGAUAUUUUUUUAUCUUGUAUUUUGUUCACCCAGAAAUUUAUAGAUCCAAUAGAUCAUAAUGAACUCGUUACUUCUGUGCCAAUAUUUUCCAAAAACGCCUAAAAAAUAAAUAAGAUACCAUAUGGUAUGCAGUUGGUACGAGAGGCAAGAAAUUUUUUUCUCAAAAAAUAUUGAAAAUGGAUCUCAUUUUGUAGAGCUUAACAAACUCGUUCCAUCUGUGAAAAAAAAUUGAAAUCCGACUUAAAAAUAUAAGUCAAAUAAGAAAAUACAAAGAAAAUAAAAAUAUCUUAAUUCU